ACAAAAACUCAAAGAUGUACAAAACAAGACUGCCGAGAAUGAAGACACGGUAUCUGCCAUUUUUCACAACGCUUAUAUUCAGAUGAGAGAAUGACCUGGACGAGGGAGUUGGACGAGGCGUGCGUACUCGCCACCCGCGGCGGGUACUGGCACGUGUGCCUGUUUUACUUGCUCUGUGUUCUGGCCGCCAUACCGACUUCGUUUUUAGUGUUUUCACAGGUCUUCACAAACGCGACACCAGAACAUUGGUGUGCUGCCCAACCUGAAUUGAUAAGCCUGGGACUGUCUGAGGAACAGUUACGUCCGCUCCUGGUUCCCGAAGACCAUGACACCUUUGACUCAUGUCAUGCUUACUAUGUGAAGAACUUGGAAUUGUUAAUCGAGAAGGUGAAGGGUGAAAGAGGCACGGUUGGAGGUGGACGAUCUAUUGAUGGUGAACACCAGACACGAAAUAUCAGCAACAUCAUCUUAUCAUUGAGAAGCAAUGAGACCACGGCGUGCAGAAAUGGAUGGUCUUUCAACAAGGAACAUUACGACAGAACUCUUGUCACUGAGUUCUCGCUUGUCUGUGACAAAGACUGGCUGCCUCGAACCAGCAAUACCCUUUUUUGGGUCGGCUCUAUAUUUGGCAACCUUUUCUUUGGAUGGAUGUCCGACAGAUACGGCCGUCGCCCCACCAUUCUCCUGAUGAUCUUCCUGGAAGUACCACUAGCUAUUGCCGCGGCUUUUCCUGGCUCAUACUGGACGUAUGUGGUACUCAGGGUAGUGGCCGGUCUUUUUUUCCCAGCAUUGUAUCAGCUACCCUUUGUGCUGGCUUUGGAACUGAUGCCGCCUUCGAAGAGAACUUAUACAGGUAUUGUGGUCAGCAUGCUGUUUGCCAGCGGCAUGUGUCUCCUGGCUUUGCUUGCAUUCCUUCUCAAGGAUUGGUUCUAUUUGUCUUUAUCAACGAGUCUACCUUUUGUGCUGCUUUAUGGAUAUUACUGGCUGAUACCAGAAUCUCCAAGAUGGCUCGUCAGCAGGGGCCGUAUAGCUGAAGCUGAGAAGGUGCUGAGAAAUAUCGCAAAGAAAAACGGAAUAGAGCUACGUCACGGAUUUCUAUUGGAAAUACAUAAAAGAAUUAAAGAUGAACAAGACACUGAAGCCGAAGUGACAAUGCUUUGCAAUAUAAAUGGUCACGUCAUAGGUUACCAAGACCAAAGGGAUGAAUACACGGAUAGAAGAAUAAGUAACAUGCUAACUUUCAACCCUGAUAUCAACAGAGUGGCCGAAAUAGAUGAAUCAAAAGCAGAUAAUCUUGAAAGAAUCAUAGCUUUAGAAGUAGCAGAAAUUGUAAAUAAGAAAGCGAGAUUAAAAAUACACAGUGACAGUGCGAAAGAAGAUGAAAUAAGAAAUGAUAAUGAAGAAUCUCGAUUGAAUUCAGAAUCGAAUGAAAAAUCAACACAAACAGAUAGUUUUACCAAAUCACCAGCAAGUACUUUAAGAAGAAAGUCUAUACAGUUUGUAAAUAAGAUAUUUACUAAAGAAUACGGAGAAGAUGAGUUGAUAGAAAAUAAAAUAAUGGAUGACCAAAAUUCUGAAGGAGAUUGUAAAGCGUCUCUUUUGGAUAUCUUUAGGUAUCCAAAUAUCAGGAAGAAAUUCUUCAUUCUUACUUUUAAUUGGGUAUCUUUAGGAGUUGUAUAUAAUAGUUUAAGUUAUAAUACGCCUAAUUUAGGAGUAGAUGAUUACUUAGCAUUCUUCAUAGGUGGAGCAGUAGAACUACCCUCGUAUAUAAUAGCGUGGCGUUGCAUGGAAAAGUUUGGACGAAGAUGGGUUCUUUUCACUUUCAUGUUUAUUGGAGGGUUGGCAUGUCUUAGCUGUGCGUUUGUACCUGAAUCAAUGCCCUGGGUGACAGUGUCACUGUCAAUGCUGGGCAGACUGUUCAUAGCUGCGUCUUUUGGAGUUUUCUACGUUCAGAUUGGAGAGCUUCUGCCCACUGUUCUGAGGUCGCAAGCAAUGGGAGCUGCAUCUUUUAUAGCGGGAUUGGGAUUGUUGGCGUGUCCCUAUAUCGUUCAUUUGUCGGUAUACUCCAAGAGCCUGCCACUCACGAUCAUGGGUGUCUUCAGCCUCGCUGGUGGCUUCACCUCCCUGUUCCUGCCUGAGACCCUCAACCAGCCGCUUCCUCAGACCUUGGGUGAUGGUGAACUCUUCGGAAGAAACUUCAAGAUUUUGAGCUGUGUUAAGACAACCAAAGUUUGAUUAUUGUCUAUUCUUCGUCUUGGCGUUGUCCUGGCUACAUCCUCACCCCUCUGGAGAGGAGCCAAAAGUAAUUGACUAUUUUAGUUUAAAUAUCAUCACUAUUUCAUAUUUUAUUUGACGGCCUCUGUGGCGCAGCGGUAGUAUGAUUGGCUGCGACACCGGAGGUCCCGGGUUCGAAUCCCGCUUAGGGCAUGAUAAGAAAAUAACUUUUUUCCGAUUGUCCUGGGUCUUGGAUGUUUAUCUAUAGUAUUUAUUAUCAUUGAGUUAGUAUCUCGUAACACAAGUCUCGAACUAACUUCGAGGCUAGCUCAAUCUGUGUAAUUUGUCCCGUAUAUAUUUAUUUAUUUAUUAAAUGGAGCAAUUUUCGGGUAACGUCAACCACUUAUGUAAAAUGAAUCCAUAACAUCAGUUCCGACGAUUCUUACGGUGUGAAGAAACAUCGUAAACCUAUAAAAUUGACAACUGGCUGUGUUACCGUGAUCAAAAAUGGGUUAGGUGCCCCUUCAAAUGUUGCGGAGAUCUGGGUCAUGUCUCCACUAUCAUAAAAUCCCCACAUAAUAUUGAAAUAGCAAAAGUUAUUAGGUAUUUAAUGGAGAGGAUGAAUGCAAGCAAGUUGACUAAGCAAAUAUAAUACAAGGAGAGGGUAAAUGGGGAGGUAGGAGUGGAAAUUAAGGACGUUCUGGCAAAAGGUUAGGCAGGAAUACCCGAAACCGCCGAGCUUGCAUGAAGAGAGUUAUGAAUGUGGAUGAAGCAAAAGUAGUAUGCUCUGCCUACCCCUCCGGGAAAAAGUCGUGAUUUUAUGUAAGUUACUACUAAACGUUAUUUAUCACCAUUGUCGGCUCAAAAUUACUUCUUAAAUGCAAAUUAUUUGGAGUAAUCAUAGAUUGUACGUACCUAUUCGUAAGUCUCGCACAAA
Messenger RNA from Amyelois transitella, 3151 nucleotides. Its product is annotated as organic cation transporter 1. Gene Ontology annotation, molecular function: transmembrane transporter activity. The coding region runs from base 91 to 2235 and encodes 714 amino acids. Gene Ontology annotation, biological process: transmembrane transport. NCBI's taxonomy places the organism in Eukaryota, Metazoa, Arthropoda, Insecta, Lepidoptera, Pyralidae. The transcript is spliced from 12 exons. The record is from RefSeq and is a predicted model, not a curated record. Gene Ontology annotation, cellular component: membrane.